UGUCAGCUAGUUUUAAAUGAGUUAGAGCUCUUUAUCUUUUAUUUGGAGAUCAGCAAAUGCUUUAAAACUGAAUCAAAUCACCUGUUUCUGUUCCUGCUAAGUUCGUUGUAAUGUCUGUUGUGUUGCUGUAAAACUCAUAGUUUCUCUGUUUCAGUGUGUGGAUCAUAUUGCUUAUGGGACUUCAAACUUCAUCACAUCAAGAUGUAAAACCAUCAAGACCCUCAAUCAAGACUAUAAGGCAUGUGCUUCAUGUGAAAACAUCAAAUGAAUAAAACAUCUCACACGUCUCCUGUGAAGAGGAAUGAUCAGACGUUUCUCAGAAGCACUCUGACAUGGGCAACAAAAAGUCAACCUCAAACCCCGGCUACACAUUAGUAAAGAGUAACGAUGAGAAGAUCCUGGCGAAAAAUGAAAGUGGUGAUCAGUUUGCAGUUAAAAAGCUCAGAGCUGGACAGGAAAGGGAUGUGAACUUUCUGCUGCAUCUCAAUCAUCCACACAUCAUCCAUCACAAGGAGAUCAUCAGAGAUGGUGACUGUAUAUAUCUAGUACUGGACUACUUUGAGGCUGAAGAUCUCGCUGAGAAAAUAAAACGCAAAACACAGACAGCAGGACAAUUUUCUGAGAAAGAGAUUUUGGACUGGACUGUGCAGAUCUGUAUGGCUUUAAAAUACCUGCAUGAUCAACAGAUUCUACAUAAAGACCUGCAGCCCAAAAGCUUAUUAUUCACUGCAUGUGGGACCAUCCGUUUGGGAGAGUUUGAUAAAAAGUUCACUGAUGUACAAACAGCGGAAUCUGAAUCUGUUGCAUAUGUUGCACCUGAGAUAUUAAGUGGCAAAUCUUAUAAUAAGAAAAGUGAAAUCUGGAGAUUGGGAUGUGUUAUCAAUGAGAUGUGCACACUGAAGAGGGCUUUUUCAUCAAGAAACUCAGCUGAGAUUGUUAAAAAGAUACGCAAAAGCUCCUAUGAACAUCUUCCUGAGAACUUCUCUGAGGAUCUGCAUGAGCUGAUAAAAGACACCCUUCAUGUUAAGCCAGCGGACCGUCCGUCUGUCAGUGAGAUCCUAAAGAGGCCUUUUAUCAUCAAACACCUUAACAAAAUGAGCAAACAAACUAUAGAAGAGCUUAAUAAGAGUCUAGAUGAGCUGAGAACACUGGCUAAUGACUUAGAAAAGAUCCACUUCAACACAACAGUCGGCAGUCUUGCAGGAGGAGUGAUAGGACUGGUUGGAGGAAUCUUAUCUGUGGUGGGACUUAUUUUGACUCCAUUCACACUCGGAGCAUCUCUGAUAGUGACAGGAGUGGGAGUCGGCGUAGCAACUGCAGGUGGAGUAACAGCUGGAGUGAGCAAUGUGACAAAGAUAGUUAAUCAGCGUUCAAACCGGCAAAAUGUCAAAAUGCUUAUAACAAUGAUACAAGAAAAAAUUACAUCCACAAGCUGCUGCAUCCAAAACAUCCAGAUAGCAGUUGGCACCAAACUAAAAGAGUUUCCUGAAAGCGAUCAACCACAGUCAAAUGCACAGUCUGGGGAAAACAGUGAUAAACAGACUUUGGCAAGUGGAGCUCGACUUGGACGAGGACUGGCAGGAAUCUCAGAGCUUGCCCGUUUAGUUGAAGUCGCAUCAGUUGGGAAAGUUGCAGCUCAGACUGCAAGAGUUGCUCGUGUAGCUGAAGUGGCUACUGGAGUUUUAUCUGGACUGUUCAUAGCUGUUGACGUCUUCUUUAUUGCUCUCGAUGCCAAAGAAAUUCACGACCUCCGCCAAGAUACAGCUUCAAGUGAGGCUCAACAAGAACCAGAAAAUGCAGCAUCAAAUAGAGGUCAAAACCCAGAGACAACUGAUGACACGUCUGAACAGAGCAAGGCAAAGAAUCUGACAAACACAAAGAAAAAAGAGCAAGAGCUGCGGACUGAGAUCAUGAAAUUUGUAAAAACAAUAAGGGAGACUGAGAAAGAGCUGAGAAACAUUCUUGAUGAAUUAAGAGAAGAGCUGCAAGAACUACAACCAAAAAUACCAAACUCGUAUGAUGAUGAUGAUGAGCUGAUGAUGAUGAUGAGCAGGAGUCGCCUGUCCUUUCAGUAAAGGUUUACCAUGUAUCUUGGGCUUUUAGCUUCCCGUAGAUCAGAUGUACUGCAUAAUACUAGCAAUGUCAAUAUUGUGGGUUUGUUGUCCCGGAAAGCAAGAACUAUUAAAAUGUGUACUUUCACUCCCUCACUAUCUU
This is a messenger RNA of Danio rerio (zebrafish), 2214 nucleotides long. The record is from RefSeq and is a predicted model, not a curated record. NCBI's taxonomy places the organism in Eukaryota, Metazoa, Chordata, Actinopteri, Cypriniformes, Danionidae.